AUGGUCCACCUAGCUAGUGUCUCGGAAGACCCCAACGCAGGCAAACCCUUCGACCAUCCACAACGUCGUUCGUCCAUCGUUCCUGGUCUUGAGCAUAUCUCACUUGAGGCUCCUGGUGAUGAUGAGUUCUCUACCUCGGUUUAUGGCUCUCGCUUCGCCGCACAGGAUCUCCCUUCCAAGGAAAUGCCAGAGAGAGAAAUGCCUAAAGAGAUUGCCUACCGAAUGAUCAAGGAUGAGCUCAGCCUAGACGGAAACCCAAUGCUUAAUCUGGCAAGUUUCGUGACAACUUUCAUGGAGGACGAAGCCGAGCAACUCAUGACGGAUGCAUUCUCCAAGAACUUCAUCGAUUAUGAAGAGUAUCCUCAAUCUGCCGAAAUCCAGAACCGUUGCGUCAACAUGAUUGCCCGCCUUUUCAAUGCUCCGGUCGGGAAAGAUGGGGAGAAUGCCAUGGGAACCUCCACAAUUGGGUCCAGUGAGGCCAUCAUGCUAGCUGUGCUCGCAAUGAAGAAGAGGUGGGCCAAUAAACGCAAAGCUGAAGGCAAAGAUUGUUCCAAUCCCAACAUUGUCAUGAACAGUGCCGUGCAAGUGUGUUGGGAGAAGGCAGCUCGCUACUUCGACGUGGAGGAAAAGUAUGUCUACUGCACAGAGGACCGUUAUGUCAUUGAUCCAGAAGAGGCCGUCAACUUGGUGGACGAGAAUACCAUUGGUAUCUGUACCAUCCUGGGUUUGACCUAUACCGGUGAGUACGAAGAUACGGCCAAGAUCAAUGAGCUUUUGAUCGAGAGGAACAUUGACUGUCCAAUUCACGUCGAUGCUGCGUCCGGUGGCUUCGUUGCUCCAUUUGUCCACCCGAAUCUCAAGUGGGACUUUAAACUCGAAAAGGUCGUCAGCAUCAAUGUUUCUGGCCAUAAAUAUGGGCUGGUCUACCCUGGCGUCGGCUGGGUGGUAUGGCGAUCUCCAGAAUACCUCCCCAAGGAACUCGUUUUCAACAUCAACUAUCUUGGUGCUGAUCAAGCCUCGUUCACCUUGAAUUUCAGCAAGGGUGCCAGUCAUGUUAUUGGCCAAUAUUACCAGAUGAUUCGUCUGGGAAAACGUGGCUAUCGAAGUAUCAUGCUCAAUCUCACCCGCACAUCAGACUACCUCGCAGCACAGCUACGUGCCUUAGGCUUCAUCAUCAUGUCACCAGGAGGUGGCCGUUCCCUACCCGUUGUUGCAUUCAGGCUUGACCCGGAUGAUGGGCACCUCUAUGAUGAAUUUGCUAUUGCCCAUCAACUGCGAGAACGUGGAUGGGUUGUCCCGGCAUACACCAUGGCUCCUCACAGCGAAUAUCUGAAGCUGAUGCGCGUUGUGGUUCGUGAAGACUUCAGCAAACAGAGAUGUGACAGCCUAGUUACAGACAUCAAGAUGGCCUUGCAGACUUUGGGUGAGAUGGAUCGCAAGACGAUGGAGCGAUAUCAAGAGUAA
This is a messenger RNA of Exophiala aquamarina CBS 119918, 1464 nucleotides long. Its product is annotated as glutamate decarboxylase. The record is from RefSeq and is a predicted model, not a curated record. Gene Ontology annotation, cellular component: cytosol. Bases 1 to 1464 code for a protein of 487 amino acids. Lineage: Eukaryota; Fungi; Ascomycota; Eurotiomycetes; Chaetothyriales; Herpotrichiellaceae. The transcript has 3 exons. Gene Ontology annotation, molecular function: glutamate decarboxylase activity; pyridoxal phosphate binding. Gene Ontology annotation, biological process: L-glutamate catabolic process.